Messenger RNA from Alligator mississippiensis (American alligator), 3998 nucleotides. RefSeq names its product ATPase 13A5 (gene ATP13A5). Gene Ontology annotation, biological process: intracellular calcium ion homeostasis; polyamine transmembrane transport. Gene Ontology annotation, molecular function: ATPase-coupled monoatomic cation transmembrane transporter activity; ATP binding; polyamine transmembrane transporter activity. The transcript has 30 exons. The record is from RefSeq and is a predicted model, not a curated record. NCBI's taxonomy places the organism in Eukaryota, Metazoa, Chordata, Crocodylia, Alligatoridae. Gene Ontology annotation, cellular component: late endosome membrane. The coding region runs from base 87 to 3680 and encodes 1197 amino acids.
GAGGACCAUGCUGAGAGCUCAACUGAUCGCUGUCCUGAGUUCAAGUCGGUAACAGCAGCCGACAGCCCUCCUCCUGCCCAGACAGUAUGCGCUGGAUUGAAAGCAUCGCUCUGAGAGGGGAGAAGUCAUGGCAGGAUCACCAUGCCGUGCUCAACCAAGGGGAAGAAAGCGAGCUGGAGAUAUUUGGCUACAAAACCCAGCGUUCCCGGAAAGCCCUGUGCAUUGUCGGGUAUAUCUUGUCCUGCGGGGCCCUCCUGCUUCUCUUCUACUGGAAACCAGCGUGGGAUGUGUGGGCAAACUGCGCUCCGUGUAGCUUGCAAGACGCGGAUCUGGUCCUGCUUCGAACAACGGAUGAAUUUCAAAGAUACACCAGAAAGAAGGUGACCUGGACUGACUUGAGCACACUGACAGUGUCAGUUAGUGAUAAACCAGAUGGUCUCCUCAUUGCCGACAAGGAUUCUAUUAUAAAUAGAGCCAUCAUGAAGCCAGAGUUAAAAGUGAGGUGCAUCCAGGUGCAGAAGAUCCGGUAUAUUUGGGAUAUUUCUGCAAAACAGUUCCACAAAGUCGGGUCACUGGAGGACAGCAACUCAUGUAAUGACAUGCAUCAGAAGUUCGGAGCUGGGCUGACAAGGGAAGAACAGAAUAUCAGGAGGCUAGUGUGUGGCCCCAAUGCCAUUGAAAUUGAAAUCCGCCCUAUUUGGAAAUUACUUUUUAAAGAGAUUUUGAAUCCCUUUUACGUCUUCCAAGCCUUCACCCUGACGCUCUGGAUAACCCAAGGUUACGUGGAGUAUUCAGUGGCUAUCAUAAUCCUGUCAAUCAUUUCCAUUAGCUUGACUGUGUUUGACCUCAGACAGCAAUCCGUCAAGCUGCACAACCUGGUGGAGGAGCACAACCGAGUCCAGGUGAAAGCGUGCACAAAAGAUGAAGGUUGCAAAACUCUGGAGUCUCACCUUUUAGUCCCCGGAGACGUUCUUGUUUUAGAAGGAAAGAAGCUCUCUUUGCCAUGUGAUGCCGUCCUGAUCGAUGGAGGCUGUAUUGUAAAUGAAGGCAUGCUCACAGGCGAAAGCAUUCCCGUCACUAAAACAGCAUUGCCCCACGCGGACAACACGAUGCCCUGGAAAACCCACAGUGUGGAGGAUUACCGAAGACACGUCCUCUUCUGCGGAACCGAGGUCAUACAAACCAAGCCGAGCGGCAGAGGGCCCGUGAGAGCCGUGGUGCUGCAGACCGGAUUCAACACAGCUAAAGGUGACCUGGUGAGAUCCAUCCUGUACCCCAAGCCUGUGAACUUCAAACUCUACAGAGAUGCCUUCAAGUUCAUUGUAGGCCUUGCAGUGAUUGGCGUACUUGGCCUGAUCUACACAGUGUGCGUGUACGCAUACAGGAAGCAAUCUGUAUCGGACACGAUAACGAUGGCUCUGCUCCUCCUCACCGUCCCCGUGCCCCCCGCUAUCCCGGCGGCUUUGACAACAGCCAUUGUUUAUGCCCAGAGGAGGCUGAAGCAGAAGAAAAUUUUCUGCAUCAGCCCACAGAGGAUCAACAUAUGCGGGCAGAUCAACCUGGUUUGCUUUGACAAAACUGGCACGCUAACAGAAGACGGUCUGGAUCUAUGGGGAGUGAUCCCUUCAGAAGGAAGCCGUUUCCAGAACGUGCACAGCUUCACCUCCGGCGCUCCUCUGCCCUGGGGACCGGUCUGCGGAGCCAUGGCGAGCUGCCAUUCCCUGGCUCUUUUGGACGGGAAGAUACAAGGAGAUCCACUAGACCUGAAAAUGUUUGAGGGCACAAACUGGGAGAUGGAAGAUCCAAGCGACACUGAAGGGCUAGACUCGUGCAUCGUUAUUAAACCAGGACCAAACGCUAGCAAUGCUCCGGUGGAAGGGAUCGUGAUUCUCCAUCAGUUCCCAUUUUCCUCCGCGCUGCAGAGAAUGGCUGUUGUUACCCAGGAGGUCGGGAAGAACCAGUAUGAUCUGUAUAUGAAGGGAGCACCCGAAAUGGUGGCCAGCUUUUGCAGGCCAGAGACUGUCCCAACUGAUUUCGUGAAGGAGCUUCAGGUUUACACGACACAAGGCUUUAGAGUCAUUGCUCUGGCACAUAAAGCGCUAAACGUGGGAAAGGAUGUGGCUGUGGACAGCUUAGAGAGGGAGGACGUGGAGUCCGGCCUGGCGUUCCUGGGCCUUUUGAUCAUGGAGAAUCGGCUGAAGAGAGAGACCAAGCCUGUGCUGGAGGAGCUCAGCGCCGCUCGCAUCAGGAGCGUGAUGGUCACAGGUGACAACCUGCAAACAGCUGUGACUGUGGCCAAAAACUCGGAAAUGAUCCCCAAGUCCAGCCCAGUGAUUCUCAUAGAAGCCAAUGAGCCAGAAGGCACCACCCCAGCAUCCAUUACCUGGCAACUAAUGGAAGAGAGCAAACAAGCCACAGCUGAAACCAAUGAAGUAUACGUUGACAUUGAGACGAGGACUCCUCCCGACAGGGAUGUCCACAGUCACCAUUUUGCCAUGAAUGGAAAGUCGUAUCAAGUUAUAGUGAAACAUUUCAGCAGCUUGCUGCCAAAAAUCCUAGUGAACGGCACAGUUUUUGCCCGGAUGUCCCCCAACCAGAAGUCCAGCCUCGUGGAAGAGUUUCAAAACCUGAAUUACUACGUGGGCAUGUGUGGAGAUGGAGCCAACGACUGUGGGGCUUUGAAAGCAGCCCACGCUGGGAUCUCGCUGUCAGAGCAAGAGGCAUCAGUGGCUUCGCCUUUCACCUCCCAAAUCCCCAACAUCGAGUGUGUGCCAGAACUGAUCCGGGAAGGCCGUGCUGCUUUGGUGGCUUCCUUUGCAGUGUUUAAAUACCUGACGCUCUACGGCUUGAUUCAGUUUAUUGGCACUUCGUUGCUUUUUUGGCAACUACAAAUCUUUGGGAAUUACCAGUACCUCAUCGAAGAUGUUGGCAUCACACUUCUGGUUUGCUUAACAAUGAGCCUGACCCACGCCUACCCAAAGCUGGCGCCUUACCGACCUCCAGGCCAGCUCAUCUCUCCUCCCCUGCUGCUCUCCAUCGUCCUCAACGUGUGCUUCACGACAACCAUCCUCUUCGGCGGUUUCCUCCUGGUGAAGCAGCAGCCUUGGUAUUCGGAGACGCCCAACCCCAGAGGGUGUCCCCAGCCCCUGGCUCCUGUCAGCACCGCAACCACAAAUGCUACGCACGUCCCCAGCAGCGUCCUCAGUUAUGAAGGCACCACGAUGUGGCCGCUGGCGACCAUCAACUGCAUAAUUAUAGCCUUUGUGUUCUCCAAGGGGAAGCCGUUUCGGAAGCCCAUCUACACCAACUAUAUAUUUUCACUCUUCCUGCUCCUCCAGCUUGGAAUCUGCAUUUUCAUCCUCUUUGCUGACAUCGAUGCUGUGUACCGUGGGAUGGAGCUCCUCUGCACUCCCACGAUGUGGAGGGUUUAUAUCUUAAUCACCGCGUUGGUCACCUUCUGCGUAUCAUUCGUGGUGGAGGACCUCGUCCUGCAAAACAGACGUCUCUGGCUGCUGAUUAAGAAAUGCUUUGGCUUCCGCUCCAAGAGCCAGUACCGGAAGUGGCAGAGGAAGCUGGCGACGGAUCCAACGUGGCCUCCUUUGCAGAGAACUGAUUUUGCAGAAAACGGCAAGAACGAGAUCUACACAAACCCAGCCUACGAGCACAGCGAGGAGAAGUGAGCCUUCCCGCAGGAGCCCAGCCACAGCCUUCGGGCAACCUCCCUAAUUUAUAAGGAACCUGGACUAGCUUCACUGUUUUUAUGUGUACAAACACCACUUCCUUUUUGCUUUAUUAUUCUUUUUUAAAUAUAAGCAUGCCAAUACCAGCCACGUCACAUCAUUUGAGAGGUGCAGGUGGGGUCUGUUACAGUUUUGCCCUCGGACACUGACAAGCACUUUCUUUUUGUAGAGUAACCAUAUUCAAGGUAGUUUUACUCACUCAAUUGCUUUUUAUGCUAAAUACAGGUAUCUGUUCAAUAAAACUGGUAUUGCAGAAAA